This is a messenger RNA of Pogonomyrmex barbatus (red harvester ant), 1732 nucleotides long. RefSeq lists its product as uncharacterized. The record is from RefSeq and is a predicted model, not a curated record. NCBI's taxonomy places the organism in Eukaryota, Metazoa, Arthropoda, Insecta, Hymenoptera, Formicidae.
AUGAAAUAUGAUACCCGGAUACCGCGUGAAGAACCUUGCGAUCCUUGGUCAGCCCUUCCCAUUUUGAUAGAAAUCUGGGCAAUCGACCUUCGGUUCUUACUUGAUUUACCGACGAGUCCGAAAUCUGAAUCGGCGAUUGGGACGCUCUAUUUCUACAAGGCCCUUGGCUGGGCGACUGAGAUACAUAAGAGCGCCCUUGGGCUCGAAUUUCGACAGGAGGAUAUCCCAUGUUCUUUGAAAAGUGAAAAUACUUUCGCAGCAGAGGAUUACCAGACAGAUGAGCAGACGGUUCUCGAGAAUCGGGGCAACGAAUCAGGGACCCUCGAGGAAAUCUUAGAAACAGAGCUGAGAGUCGCUUUCGCAGAGCCUCCUCAGGUAGAGAGGGAGAUGGAUUCAAAAGAGAGAGAAGACUCCUCCUUGACGAAGGAGUUUUUCAGAGAACUGCAUUCUGUGAUGACAGACCUUCGCGCGCUCGCGCGAUUCCUUCCUAUAUCUGUCGCUUUCUCAAUGAUCGGUGACCUAAUCGGUGAUCUCUAUGGCUCCCUUUGGACAUUUUCAGCUACAACGCACACUCAAAAGAACUCGUGAAUUCUAAUAUUAGAUUAAAUUAAUAAGGCUCAAUCUAUGAUCACUAUUGAUGCUAUGCGCAACAGAAACACAAUGACAUUAGCAGCGCGUGGAACGCUCUCGGCGGCCGGGGCCGCAUUUCACUUUAACGAAAAUUCUAAAGACUGUUCGUGCAAUCAUGCCUAGAGGCACAACUACUUUAUCCACCCGGACGAGACCAUUGGGCAUAAUUUGGAAUUUUAUGUUUAUGCUAUGUUAUUUUAUCUUGAUUAUAUUUUUACAUGUCGAUCAAUAUUUUCUUCUUAUAUGUAAUCCUUAUAGUCAUCAAUGUCUAAAAAUUCAAGACAAAUUAUAUGAAAUACAUUGAUGAUUUAAUAUUUUUAAAAAGAAAAAAAUAAAUAAUUCUGUCAAAUCUAUUUGUGGGAUGUAUCAAAAUACUUGACGUCAACGACUUGAUAUGUCAAAAUGUCACGAAGACAAUAUCUCACGAAGUAAACGCAGUAAGAGAAUUAAUCAUAUGUAAUUUUAUUAAGCUGACAUUUAGAUUAGCUGCAGAAUAAGAAAUUUUUAGCAGCUCGAAAAUUAUAUCCUACAAUCAAUCAACAUGCUUGAGAAACAGUCCUUAUUUGAUUAUAACUGGAUACUUGUGCUAAUAUUUUUUUAGUGAUUUUGUAACGGAGCGCAUCCUUCCGCUCCGUUCCUCCUCCAGAUUUUCCCCCGACUGACCAUUCGUCGAAGACCAUCAGGCGGAACGCAAAAGGCCUAUUUUUUAAUCUUGUACAUAGUUCGCGAACGCUGAAGCUUGGAGAAUAGAGCGCGGAAUCCACGAAUAUUUUCGUGGUAUUCCCCCCGCGCCGCACCCGCGCCGUACCGACACCGCACCACAAAAAGCAAGCGAACAUCCCGCACUGCGCUACGACCGCGUCUAGAAGCGCCGUAACCGCGCCGUUACCUCACCACCGAACUCUUCCCAACUCCUAGACCUUCUCGCUCCGAAUUCUUAUCUUUCGAAAAAACCAAUUAAAUUGAUCCUUUUUCUCCGCUCCUUGGAGAGGGAUGCUAACCCCCGAGAUCGACCAAUCCGACCGAUCCGAUCGAAAAAUACCGAGGUCGAUCUCGGGUAUAAAAAGGCAUCGCUUUCCAUAGAAAAUCAUCCUGUUCCACG